GUGCCCCCCCCCCCUCACCUUUGGAAUCUAACUUCCGCCAAUGGGCGACAGCUGUGACCUGUGGAGCUAGUUUCUCCUCCUGUUUGACCCUUCACAGAUAGAUACAUUCUGAACAGACAGUAGUUCUACACCGCAGUAAAAAAGCUAAAAUAGGGCUAAGUAAACUUACAAUGUUACAAUGGGUCAUUCAUUUACUAUUUGCUGUUGACGUUGCUAGUAGUUUGCCUUGUAAAUCCUGAAUAACGCUAGAAUUCACUUUAUGCUUCCAUUUUCACCACAACACUAACUGCUCCUCGGUUUUGGAGUGAAUAAAACAACUAAAUUGAGGGAGCAGCAAGAUCCUGCCUGAAGAUAAGAAAGGAGGUCUUCCAGCCGCAGCAGUGUACGUGCCGGAGGUCUUGUCCCGGCCCGGCCCGGCCCGGCCCGGCCCCUGCCUGUCCUGCCCUGCCCUGGCUGGAUGGAAAGUAGCGGUUUCCUCCGAGCCGAGAGGGAGCAGGCGGAGUGAAAGUGCACACGUGGACAGUAGACACCUGAGACUGACAUGGACGUCAGCCAAUCAUAGCACGGACUGAUGACGCGAGCUCACCUCUGUAAUCCAAUGGGAUAGUUGAUUGGGGGGUAAAACCCUAAACUGUUGUUUAGAGUCGGGAAAAAAAUCGAAAAAAGGCUGUGGAACGGGUCUGGUCCGGAGGCGGCUGGGAAUCUGAUUUGGAGGAGAUAGCUGAUGUUUACUGGAUACUUUGUGUCUUACCGAGGAACAGAGGAUCUCUCUCCUCUUUGGAAAAAUGAUUUGUUUUAUAAGAAAAUGAAGAUGCGUUGAUAUUUCUGGCUAAACAUACUUAUAUGUAAUAACUUUUCAUCUCCAGUGACGAACAUACUUGGAAUAAACGUGUAGGGGUAAACAGCAGGUGAUGACAGCCUGGUCUGCAGUCACGAGCACACAUCAUCCACAAAUGAUGGCUAGUCAUUACCAGGGACAGCAUCCGACUAAUGUGAAUUCAUGAAGUGAGCUCAGUCCGCAUAACCCAAAGGGAAAAACUGCAGACAGGUUCACAUGCUUAAAGGGGCUCAGAGUCAUGGGAAGCUUCAAGGGCCACGCGCUCCCUGGAAGCUUCUUUCUGGUAGCUGGGAUCUGGUGGACAGGGAAGCACUCACUCUGGCACGCCACCCGCAGGAACAAGAACAUAGGCUCCACUCGGCUGGCCAGCAGAGCCUCACAGCGCCGCCUGGAGAUCAUCGAAAGCUCGGUCGUACUCUUCUUUUCUUUAGUUGGGAUGCUGUUAGAGCAGUUUGCAGCAGGUGGGCCGAGACUCCAGCUGUAUGACUUUGCAGAGAAACACUGGGAAUACCUGAUGAACUGGCAGCAUGCCACCAUGUAUCUGUUCUUUGGCCUGGCUGCCACUGUGAAUCUGAUUGUACACACCACAGAGGUUGCUCCACUGGCACUGGAUAGAUUAAUGCUGGCUAUUGCUUUCUUUAAUGAAGGAUUUCUUUUCUUCUACCACCUCCAUGGCAGGAGUAUGCUGGACGUCCAUGUGCACCAGCUACUUCUCUUCGCCAUCUUUGGCGAGGCUGUUGUUGCCUUCCUGGAGGUCUUCCACCGAGGUAACAUCAUCCUGGAGCUGCUGCGCUGCACCCUCACUCUCCUGCAGGGAAGCUGGUUCUGGCAGAUUGGUUAUGUGCUGUACCCUCCCCACGGCCCUGAGUGGGACCUAAAUGAUCACAACAACAUGAUGUUCGUCACCAUGUGUUACUCCUGGCACCUCGCCUUCGCCAUGCUCGUCGUGAGCGUGCUCUAUUGCACCGUCAGCUGUGGGGUUCGCUCCAGAUUGAGGAGGACUCCUCCGAUGGAAAUGGGACUUCUGAAGCCGAGAGAUCCAGAGUCAGAAGAUGAGAUUCUGUGAAGAAGACUGUUGUACGCCUACAUUGUGACUCAUGUAUAUCACACUUAAAUCAGGGAUAUGAUGUCUGCAGUUCCAGCAGCAGUACGACUAGAAGCAAAGUGUGCAGACAGAAGAGGGAUAAGGACAAAGUUUCUGGAUGCUUUACUUUAGAAAUAUAUCUCUACCUCUGCCUUAUUUAAUCAGCUGUAAACCCCUUUAGCCUUAUUCUCAUUGUUCAUUGCUAGUUAUUUUACUGUGUCCUAAUACCUUUCAUAUACUCGGCCAUGUCAUUUUUGCCAAUUAUUAUUUUGCACAUACAAUAUAAGUGAACAUGAACUCAUAAGGGUAAGCUUUUUAUGGAUUGCAUGCUUUUAAUUUGACUCGGCAAACCUCUGUUGUCAGACAUAUUGGUUUUUGGUGUAACGUUAUCUUGUGGCUUUUUUGUUUCAUAUUGUUUAAACUCAAACCCAAAUGCCAAAAAAUAAGAAUUUUAUUAAAAUUGUUUAAUUGUUAA
Molecule: messenger RNA, 2397 nt
Organism: Perca fluviatilis (European perch)
Lineage: Eukaryota; Metazoa; Chordata; Actinopteri; Perciformes; Percidae
Gene: tmem45a
Product: transmembrane protein 45a
Exons: 7
Coding region: 1077-1904 (275 amino acids)
Source: RefSeq, a predicted model, not a curated record